AUGUAUGCUGUGCCUGAUCCGGAGAAGUGCAUCUUCAAUGGCCUGAAAGAGAGCAAGGACACAGGCCGCAGCAGGACGGCUUUCUUGGGCAAGCUUGGGAAGCUGUCUGAGCUGGAAGCCUUGUGCGGUCUGAGUUUCGAUGUGAUCGUUUUGGAUCUAUGUUCUACGUCUGAGGCCUUGUCUGAGAAGUUGCCUGAGUACUUGCCUGAGCACAAAAUUGUGUUCAUGCGCAGGUACACAGCUCGGCAGUUUGGCUGCCCUGCGUCUGACAGCGGCUGUAUCUUCGGGCUGACUAAGAGGCCUCCGACUGAGAAGGGGCUAGAGGCACUGCGGCGGCUGAUGUCUGUGCAGCUGGAACAGUGCAUUGACUUGGAAAGCUAUCACACGUCUGAUGUGCAGUGGCAUUACUUUGGGGAUGCGCCGACAGCAUGUGGUACGGAAGCUUCGAGCGACCCAGCUGCUGCACAGCCUCCUCCGGCUGUUCAAGGCACGACUGAUGCGGAUGAGCCAGGUGACGAGAUGCCUGAGCAGAAGAAGAAGCUGACUUUGCCUGAUCUGAUCGCGAAGGCUGUCGAGCACAACUGGUUGCCGCAUGAGGGGGACGUGAAGAAGAAGCAGCUGGCUGAGGUCGAGAAGUUGCCGUGCAAGCGCAAGCAUGAAGAUCUGGUUCAGGUGCAUGCGGCCAUCUUGAGACAGUACGCGAAGCAGCGGCGACUGACCAGCAUUGUGAUGUCUGACGCGAGCUCCCAGCGCCUGAGUCACCAUCAGGUCUACUCAGGCGAGCUCCCGCCGUUCGGCAAGCCAAUGAUGUGCCUGAGCUAUCACCCUACCGCGCGCAAGGACCGGUUUCGCAUUGUCUCGAACCACGAGCUUCUGCAAGCACGCGGCUACCCUUUGGGUACUGUACAUGUGCAGCUGCUCGGCAUGAAAGCUGCCGGACAGGCGGCAGCUGGGGCGCCACCGAGUGCCCUUGGCCUGAUUUUGUGUGCUGCCGCACGGCUUUUGCAGCCUGAUCCUUCUUAG
Molecule: messenger RNA, 1023 nt
Organism: Symbiodinium necroappetens
Lineage: Eukaryota; Dinophyceae; Suessiales; Symbiodiniaceae
Source: the annotation of a GenBank genome assembly